UGCUUCUCCAGACGAAAGCCGUAGAAGUGUGAAAAUGCACGUCACGUGACUGAGCCAUUGAUACCGGGCUAUCAUUCUUCCACAAUCAUCGAAAUCCCUACCGAGAUCUUAUUUUAUAGGCACAUUUCAGCGGGCGACGACGAGCUCUUCGCGAGAAAAAUAAGAAGGAAGAACCGAGGACCGCCUCGUUCUUGUAGGAUGGCUCCGAGAAAUCGUGGCAGCAGACCAACGCUCGGACAUGGUCUUGACAAGGAGGUUUACCAAAUAGUGCGCAAGAUUGCCCAUGAUCUCCAAUUGGAAGGGGAAAAUGUACGCUUAACCCUGCCGUUUGUCUACGACCGGAUAAAACGGUCAAAUUCUAGUCUCAAUCGGAGAGGGAAAAAAUUGCUAGAAGACAGUAUCGAACGGGUACUGGAGGUAGUCAAAACAGAUGUGCUUGGUGAUGGGGAUUCAGAUUCGGUUAAUGGAGAUUUCGAAGGACUUGAAGAGAAGGAUGCCAUUUUGGAUUCUAAUCGCAUGAAUAAGAGUAUCGUGGGAAUGUGGGGCACACAAGCAAAGAUGCCAACAAUACCGAAGAAAAUAACGGAUAUGGCGGAGGUUGAUUCAGCAUCGUCAGCCCCCACCGCUGCGGCAAGUAAGAGACGACAGGCUGGAGGGGAAUCACAGGCUAAGAGAAGAAAGGCGGAAAGCAGCAUUGACAGGUCACCUCCUACCCACGUAAAUUUGGCGGACCUAGGCGGAGUAGACGAUGUAAUUCAGGAACUCGAAGACCUUAUUGUUUUACCCAUGACUCGCCCUCAAGUCUACUCCUCGUCGAAGGUGCAACCUCCGCGCGGGGUAUUACUUCACGGCCCGCCUGGUUGCGGUAAAACCAUGAUUGCCAAUGCUUUUGCAGCGGAGUUAGGUGUGCCGUUUAUCGCAAUAUCCGCGCCGUCGAUAGUUUCGGGUAUGUCUGGAGAAUCCGAGAAGGCGCUACGGGAACAUUUCGAUGAGGCAAAGAAAGUUGCGCCGUGCCUCAUCUUUAUUGAUGAAAUCGAUGCAAUCACCCCCAAGCGCGAGAGCGCUCAGAGGGAAAUGGAAAAACGUAUCGUUGCGCAGCUACUUACUUGCAUGGAUGACUUGGCUCUGGAAAAAACGGACGGGAAACCUGUGAUUGUAUUAGCAGCUACGAAUCGACCUGACAGCCUGGAUGCUGCACUGCGACGAGGCGGGAGAUUUGACAAGGAGAUCAAUCUUACCGUUCCCAGCGAGCCUGUGAGAGAGCAGAUUCUACGGGCUCUCACAAAGGAUAUGAACCUUGCAGAUGAUCUGGACUUCAAACUCCUGGCAAAGAGAACUCCUGGAUUUGUCGGUGCUGACCUAAACGACCUCGUUUCCACAGCAGGAGCGGCUGCUAUAAAACGAUACAUUGAACUCCUGAAAUCACAUACAGGCGACGAAAUGGAAAUAGAAAACACAGCAAAUGACGCUGAUGGUGACAAGAGUACGAAGAUCAGCCCUAAAAUCCUUGAACUCCGCCGCCUCAUCAAACACGCCCGAGAAACCCCUCUUCACUCCGAAUCCCAAACCAUAUCUGUCUCCAACACGGAUUUCUUCACCGCCCUUCCUAAAAUUCAACCCUCCUCCAAGCGCGAAGGCUUCGCCACCAUCCCAGACACAACAUGGGCAGACAUCGGCGCCCUAGGCGGCAUCCGUGACGAACUCGCCACCGCGAUUGUCGAACCAAUCCGCAACCCAGACAUCUACGCCCGCGUCGGCAUCACUGCCCCAACAGGCGUCCUACUUUGGGGCCCGCCAGGCUGCGGAAAGACCCUCCUCGCCAAAGCAGUCGCCAACGAGUCUCGCGCCAAUUUCAUCAGCGUUAAGGGCCCCGAACUGCUGAAUAAAUACGUAGGUGAAUCCGAACGCGCCGUGCGCCAGGUCUUCGUGCGCGCUCGCUCCUCGGUCCCCUGCGUCAUUUUCUUCGAUGAGCUCGACGCUCUCGUGCCGCGCCGUGACGAUACGCUCUCCGAAGCCUCCGCGCGCGUCGUCAAUACCCUUCUCACCGAGCUCGAUGGGCUGGGCAGCGCGCGACAGGGCAUUUAUGUCAUCGCUGCUACGAAUCGGCCGGAUAUCAUUGACCCGGCUAUGCUACGGCCUGGCCGCUUGGAGACGCUGCUGUUUGUAAAUCUGCCUACUGCAGAUGAGCGGGUUGAGAUUCUGCAGACGCUGUUGCGGAAAAUGCCGAUUGAGUUCUCUGAUGAUAUCAAAGAGUUGGCGAGGUCGUGUGAAGGGUUUAGCGGUGCUGAUCUGGGGUCGUUGCUGCGCAGAGCUGGUUAUUCUGCUAUCAAGCGGCGGGAUACGAUACGUUUCGAAGACUUUGUGGCGGCGAAGGCUGGUAUUAGGCCGAGUGUGUCGGAUCUGAAGAAAUAUGAGAGGUUAAGGAGAGAUUGGGAAGGUGGGAAUGUUCUUUAGAUAUUGAAAACUUUGCUGGAAAGGCUUCACUUCUGUUUGAAUUGAUGAACCCAUAUUCCCCGAUGGAGAUUACCAUUAUAAGUUUCACUUGUCAGGCAGUAAUAUAUAGAAAUGUAAAUAGAAGGAUAGGUCUGGGAAGAUUCCGGUUUGUAAUUAAAAUGAUUUUUCAUUCGCGGGACUCUAAAAACAUUUUAUUGUAUCUAUAUUAGAAGGACAUGAAAACUAGCCAAAACAAGAAAAAACAAAAAAAAAGAUGGCUUGCUUCGUGGAAAAACCGGAACCCAAUAACACAAGGAGCUCGAGGCCCGUAUCAUGCAUGAUACACAACAGAAUCUCCUACAUCCACAA
This is a messenger RNA of Blastomyces gilchristii SLH14081, 2802 nucleotides long. RefSeq names its product ribosome biogenesis ATPase RIX7. Gene Ontology annotation, biological process: ribosome biogenesis. The transcript has 3 exons. Gene Ontology annotation, cellular component: nucleus. The record is from RefSeq and is a predicted model, not a curated record. NCBI's taxonomy places the organism in Eukaryota, Fungi, Ascomycota, Eurotiomycetes, Onygenales, Ajellomycetaceae. Bases 199 to 2454 code for a protein of 751 amino acids. Gene Ontology annotation, molecular function: ATP hydrolysis activity; ATP binding; preribosome binding.